CAAACCUCGCGAGAUGUCGGGCCAAGCACAACAAAGAUGGCGACUUGCUGAUCGUCCAUGCGGCCCCUGAGACAAGACAGUGCAGAGUUUAGAGGCUUUUUUGUAGCCUAACUUGACAUAUUUCCACCUCGCUUGUUUAGAAAAGUCAAGCUUCGAGCAGCUCGGCCAACCAAGCAACAUGCAGCACGACGACGUGAUUUGGGACAUAAUAGGCAACAAGCAGUUCUGCUCACAUAAAGUCAAGACCAAAACCCAGAGUUUCUGUCGUAACGAGUACAACGUGACAGGUUUGUGUAACCGCUCAUCCUGCCCACUGGCCAACAGCCAGUAUGCCACCGUGCGGGAGGAGAAAGGACAGUGUUUCCUCUACAUGAAGGUCAUCGAGCGAGCAGCCUUUCCUGCCAAAAUGUGGGAGAAGGUGAAGCUGAGCAAGAACUACGAACAGGCCCUGGAACAGAUUGAUGAGAACCUGAUCUACUGGCCUCGCUUUGCACGCCACAAGUGUAAGCAGCGCUUCACCAAGAUCACGCAGUAUUUGAUCCGCAUGCGCAAGCUGCUCCUCAAAAGACAGAGGAAGCUGGUUCCACUCAGCAGGAAGGUGGAGCGGCGGGAGAAGCGCAAAGAGGAAAAAGCUCUGAUCGCCGCCCAGCUGGACAACGCCAUCGAGAAGGAGCUGCUAGAGAGGCUCAAACAGGGCACGUACGGAGACAUCUACAACUUCCCCAUGCACGCCUUUGACAAAGCUCUGGAGGAGCAGGAGGAGGAGAGCGAGGCGGAGUCUGAGACGGACCAGGAAGAGGAAGAGGAGGAGGAGGAUGUGGGCCAGAAGGAGUUUGUAGCAGCUGAGGACAUGGACGAGAGCGACCUCAGCGACUUUGAGGAAAUGAACAAGUUGAUGGCGAGCAGCGAGGAAGAUGAGGACAUGACCACUGAGGAAGAGGAGGAGGCCAAGGGCAAAUCUCCCGCCAGGAAGAAGCGAGCGUACGUGGAGAUAGAAUACGAGCGGGAGGCGGAGCCGCCUGCCAAGAGCGUGACUACGUAGCAACUGUUGCCACGGCAACAAACUUUUUUUUUUUGCAAUUAUUUGAAUAAAACAUCUUCCAUG
This is a messenger RNA of Nerophis lumbriciformis (worm pipefish), 1105 nucleotides long. It is a transcript of the gene mak16, whose product is annotated as MAK16 homolog (S. cerevisiae). Gene Ontology annotation, cellular component: nucleolus; preribosome, large subunit precursor. The record is from RefSeq and is a predicted model, not a curated record. Gene Ontology annotation, biological process: maturation of LSU-rRNA; maturation of 5.8S rRNA. NCBI's taxonomy places the organism in Eukaryota, Metazoa, Chordata, Actinopteri, Syngnathiformes, Syngnathidae.